Emiliania huxleyi CCMP1516 is the source of this 843-nucleotide messenger RNA. RefSeq lists its product as hypothetical. The transcript is spliced from 2 exons. Lineage: Eukaryota; Haptophyta; Isochrysidales; Noelaerhabdaceae. The record is from RefSeq and is a predicted model, not a curated record. The annotation marks the transcript as partial. Gene Ontology annotation, molecular function: protein binding.
AGCUACAACAGCUUGACCGAGGAGGCGGCCCUCGGCAUCGUGCGCGUCGAGCGGCAGCGCAACAAACUCACCUCGCUGGGCUUGGGUCGCUGCAGCAUCGGCCCAACUGGCGCUGCAGAGAUCGCCGAGUACGUGUCGGGCAGCGGGGUGCUGACCAACCUCGUGCUCCCGCAAAACAACAUCGGCGCGGAGGGCGCAGCCGCGAUCGCAGAGGCGCUACGCGGCAACGGGGUGCUGAAAACCCUCAACCUCCGCUACAACAAAAUCGGCUCCGAGGGUGCUGCCGCGAUCGCCGAGGCGCUGCGCGGCAACGGGGUGCUGACCGACCUGGAUCUCUACGGCAACAACAUCCGCGACGAGGGCGCCGCUGCGAUCGCCGAGGCGCUGCGCGGCAACGGGGUGCUGACCUCCUUGGAGGUGGGCUUCAACAGCCUCACCGAGGAGUCGGCCCUCGGCAUCGUCCGUGUCGAGCGGCAGCGCAAUAAGCUCACCUCGCUGGGCUUGGGUGACUGCAGCAUUGGCCCGACUGGCGCCGCAGGGAUCGCCGAGUACGUGUCGGGCAGUGGGGUAUUGACCACCCUCAACCUCGGCCGGAACAAGAUUGGCGACGAGGGUGGCGUCGCGAUCGCCGAGGCGCUGCGCGUCAACGGGGUGCUGAAAUCCCUCAACCUCCGACUGAACGUUAUCCGCGACGAGGGGGCCGCUGCGAUCGCCGACGCGCUCGCCGUCAACGAGGUGCUGAAACACAUCGACCUCCGGGUGCUGACCGACCUGGAUCUCUACGGCAACAACAUCGGCGACGAGGGCGCCGCCGCCCUCGGCGAGGCCCUCAAGGUCAACGAG